GUCACUAUUUUCAUGUUGCAUUCAAUGCUUAUGUUGAUUAAAAUGAUUAUGUUUGAUUAAAAAAUCACUACAUCCAGUUUAUUUAAAAUUCAAUCUUUAUCCUUAAUUUCAACAAGCAGAAUAUUAAUUGUGCAACUUUAUCAACUGCGAACAGAAUAUAAAGCAAAUAUUAAGUAUUAAAUAGUUUAACGGGCAAAUAUAAUCAAGGAAUAAGAGAAACACACACGAAUAAAUUCUGUUUCUUUACAAUCUUUCUAUUAUUUAUUUUUACCAUUGAUGUUGGAGAUGACGUUGGAGAUAUAAAAUAUUGGGACACUAUUAUGCCGUUUGUUGCCUCUAGAAAUAUAUCAUGUAUUGCUGCUUCCAUCCUGGCAUCUUGCAUCUUUCGUCCUAGCUGCUCCGUCAUGACAUAGUUCACGUCACUGAUAUUCGCAUAAAUACGAUUCGAUCGUGGAGAGGCAUGUUAAUUAACGCGGUGGCAGCAAAAAUUCAAUUAAAAACAUUCCCAGAGCCGAUGAAAUAUUUCACAUUAAAUGUACUCGAUCACGAAAGAGUGUACACGACACGUACCAAAACAAUCGGCAAGAAGUGUAAAUUUACCUCCUCCCAUCAACUAUCAACGAUAGCUGCUUGUUAUCGAAAACGUCGAGUGAUCACAACAAUCAAAACAUUCCGGACCUUCAAGGCGGUCAAACGUAUCUUCGCGUGUCGUCCUCGCUUUCCCGAGUCCUCAUUGUGUUUCGAGUCACCGACACAUAUAUCACGGACUAUGUGUGUCGAUUCGUUAUCAUUUUUCUGAGGUGAUUAAUCGAGUUCUCAUCGGCAUCGCGUUAUUUCAUACCUGUAUCUUCGACGAUCGAAUCGUGUCUACGCGAGUGUCAGUGUUAGUGUCGGUGCCAGGACGCGUCAGGAUGUUGGGUCAAAAAGCCAAGACAAAGGAUGCAGGAUCUCAAGACGAGCAACAACACAUAUAUCUCGAGAACAUAAAAAACCGUGCGGCUGAGCAGCAGAGUAGCGUUAAUCGUGAAAAGUCGUCGAUACCGUUCCUAACAUCGCGAGUGCGUUGUCGGCGCGCUAGCAAACCAUCAGAGUCGAUUGCAUCCGGCCGGUGGGGUCUGAAACGAUCCGCCUUUCGGUUGCAGCGUGUGGCGAACCAGGCGCUUACCGUUUCGCCACAGCCGGCAGUAACGGUGGAGGGGCCGGUGUCCAAAAUGUCUCCACCGACGAACGACGUGACCAACGGUGUGGUAGCGCCACCCAGCACCUUGGCGCCCCGGGUUCCACCGACCGCGAACCCGUCCAUCACCGCCAACAACCUACCGCACAAGCGUACUCCGAAGGACUUCAUCUUCGGCAAGGUGAUCGGCGAGGGAAGCUUCUCCACUGUUUACCUUGCCAAAGACAUCCACAGCAGCAAGGAGUACGCCAUCAAGGUGUGCGACAAGCGUCACAUAAUCAAGGAGAAGAAGACCGAGUACGUGAAGCGUGAGAAGGAGGUGCUGAACAUGCUCGCGAGCGCCAAGCACUCGUUCGUGCGCCUGUUCUGCACCUUCCAGGACGUGGAGAGACUCUAUUUUGUCCUGUCGUACGCUAAGAACGGCGAGCUCCUGCCCUACAUCAACAAGGUGGGCUCCUUCGACAUCGAGUGCACCAAGUUCUACUCGGCGGAGAUCCUGCGGGGUCUCGAGUACCUGCACGGACUCGGCAUCAUUCACCGGGAUCUCAAGCCGGAGAACAUCCUGCUGGACGAGAAGAUGCACGUGCUCAUCACCGACUUCGGCAGCGCCAAGAUCCUCAAGGAAGAUCCGGAGACGGUAAUGACGCAUCCUGCCUCGGACGACGCACAGCAGCAAGAGCGAUACUGCAGGGAACGCAGGGGCUCCUUCGUUGGUACCGCUCAAUACGUGUCACCCGAGCUACUGAUCGAAAAAAAGGCGAGCAGGGCGUCCGAUCUCUGGGCUCUGGGCUGUAUCGUCUACCAGAUGGUCGCCGGCCUGCCACCCUUCCGCUCCAGGAGCGAGUACAUGAUAUUCCAGAAGAUCCUGAAACUCGAGUACGAGAUACCGGACGGUUUCUGCGAGCUGGCGAGAUCUCUCGUCAGCCAGCUGCUGGUCCUGGAGCCAUCGGGACGAUUGGGCGCCCAGGACGAGCACGGCGCCGGUUACCCCAGCAUCAGGGCGCAUCCCUUCUUCGAGGGUGUCGACUUCGAGACCCUCCACGAGCAGACACCGCCGCCGAUCUAUCCGUAUCUACCUGGCACGUCGGAGCACGAGGAGCUUAGGUCGCAGUACAGGGUGCCAGAUAACCUCGAACCCGGUCUUGACGACAAGCAGCUCACCAGACUCCUCGGGUUGGGCAUCGGCGAGGACACUGACGAUGACGACGACACUACUACCGGCACCGGCGCGGAGCAGCACGCCGCCAAGCCUGUCAGCAAGACCGCAGUUGUGGAGAACCCGAGGCGGCGGACCAACACCGACGGCAACAUUGCCGAUAUGACGCCGGAGGAGGUCAGGAGACGGCUGGAGUCGCAGCACGCGAGUCCGUGGCACGAGUUCGUCAAAGACAAUCUCAUAGUGAAGCAGGGUUUCGUCAACAAGAGGAAGGGCCUCUUCGCCAGGCGGAGAAUGCUCCUGCUCACCACCGGACCACACUUAUUCUAUGUCGACCCAAUCAGUAAGGAGCUCAAGGGCGAGAUACCCUGGAGUCCCGAGCUGAGGGUCGAGCCGAAGAAUUUCAAGAUCUUCUUCGUCCAUACGCCAAACAGGACAUACUAUCUCGAAGAUCCCGAGGGAUUCGCAUUGGAGUGGUGCAAAGCUAUCGAGGAGAUGCGAGUCCACUAUUACGGCCUGCAGGAGACCGCCGCUUAAAGACAGAAAGAGGCGCGCUCGAGUGAUCCGAUAGACAGAAGAAAGUGACGAGCAACAAUGGUAAAGUCCGCGAGUGGCGAUCGCUAUGCCGGUCCGUAUCUGACGAGAGGAGAUGGCGAAAUUGAAUGUUCGCCAGCUUAGCCGAUUGUGUAAAGUAGAUUAGUAGACUUAUCGUGCGCGCCGCAUACUCGCGCGCUCUGUACAGUUUAGGGCAAAUUCUUUAGGCAAAUUACCGCAAAAAAUCGCGGAACCUCCGUCGGAGUAACCAUCGUCGUGCGGUGACUUACUAUUACUUACGUUUGCUAUUUAUUUCGUCGAUACUUUAGGUAGAAAAACGGGAGAAUCGCAAUUAUUCGCGCGUGAAUCGCACGACGCACGCGCGGAAAGACGAAGGAGGACAAAAACGGAGGAUUAGAGAAAUUUUUAGCCAAGGCUUCUCCGACGCUGCGUGGCUGUACUCGCGCAGCGUCUGCUACUACUGCUGCUGCUGCUGCUGCUGCUGCUGCCGUGUGACGUAACACGCGUGUGUGAGAUCGAGGUCGCCUGGGGCAAAGAAAAAUAAAGUCCGCGCACCCGUAAAUUUCCAUGUUUACAGUUCUGGCGAUACGAAGCGCAAUCGGAACCUCCGCGGUACUGUCAAAUCUUUUUUUUCUUUUUUGCGAACUCAUGAAUCGGCUUUCAAAAGGAAGUUGGCGGCGAGUCUCACCUCUUAGAAAAGGAGGGAGGAGAGAAGACUGGGAGAGAGAAUGAAAAAAAGACACAGUUAAUUUCGACCCAGGCGUCUCGACCGUGAACGCGUCGCACGGAGCGCUUGAAUAGUACUUUUAUUCCUAUGCAUUAGUGAAAUUCGUCGGGCGCGACACAUCGACGCCGGACAACGCGACGACAUUUAGACGGAAUUAAAGACCGAGCGGGCGGCUCUCUCUUAGCGCACCAGUCGCCACGCCGGUAACUUAGAAGUCAAUUUACAUGUAGUAAUAUCGAAGUUAGCUAGGAAGAGUAAAAGGAAACCACGAAAAAUGCAAUGGAGGAUAACGAUUCACUUUGCAGCUUUAAUGUAACGUUCGUUACGUCGCCUGCAAAGGAUCCCUGGAAACUCGCGAUGUUCCAGGCGAUCUUUGCUCUCUUCGUGGUGCGCGCGCGUACACAACCAACACACACACACACACACACACACACACACACACACACACACACACAAAAUCCUAGUAUUUUCUCCCUCGUCACGUCGUACAUCCGUCUCCUCUUCCUCUCUCCUCGUUCACCCUCGCGUGGCUCCUCUCAUCUUCUACCCUCGUGCAUAUUCCCUGUAAAUAUUACACAGUGCGUCUCCACGAAAAAGGGCUCCAGGCUUCGUAAGAGCACUCGUGUAACAUAGUAGAUACGUAAGUAGACAAAAAGAAGUAUCGUUGUCUUACCACGGUGUUUUCAUCGCGCUUUAAGUUCGCUUCUCGUCUGGCCCUCGCGGACUCGAGCAUGCGAUCGGUGACUAUUAAAAAACUGGCGGAAUAUCGCGGAGAUGAUCGGAACGGAUCGGGAUUGUUCUUUCGGCUCCUCCGACUCUCUGUGUCCGCACGUUCGUUUGUACAAAAGUAACCGUUGGAGAUAAACGGGAAAACGGGGCACACGGGGGACGCGCGCGGACGACGGACUUGUUCGUUACUUCCCCCUCCCGUGUGAGAAAGACUACUACAGGAUACGCAACAUGCCCGAAGAACUUUAGAUAGCAAUACAUAGACUUGUUUCCUUUUUUUUCUCUUCAUUUCGUACGUAGCUUUAAGAAAACGCUAGUAGAGGAUUCGUUUAGAUGCGUAUUUCGUCGAUUGGGUUAAUUAUCGUGGUCUCCGUGUGACUACUAGUGCGAUUAUAACGGUAUGAUUUAUUAUUAGUGUCUAGCGAAAUUACAAUUACUAUUCACCACUUUGCGUCAUAAUGAUCCCUGAAUGGCUGGUCAAUGUGUAUUACCACUACGAGUAUUCAUUUCCUCACCCGCGCCCUGCUAAAUCCUUGUCCUCGUCUCCCCCAACCGCCCAUCCCUCCCAUCACUUCCUCUCGCGUGUACCCGUGAUUUAAUUGAACGGCCUCGCGCAUCGUUUAUUUAUUCUCUUCUUACCUCGUUAUACUUGCCUCGAAUUAUUUAUUCUCGUUCUCCCCGUACAAUAUAUUAUCGCGCGCGCGCGCGUGAGGACCGUCACUGCGUUCGUAUAGAGAUUACAGACUAGUUACUAUCGCUACCGCCACACUGCGACUAUAUAUUUACUAUUUAUAUUAUUAUCUCGCUAUUGUACUAUUAACUACUCCUACUAUUUACUAUUACUAUUAUCGCCACCACUACGCUGCAUUGUUACUACGUUUUACUGCGUAUAUAUAUAUAUAUAUAUUAUAUAUAUAUUCUAUAUUACACGUCAACUAUUGUCGUUAGAGUUAGCUGUUUCUAGGUAAAAUCGUUCCCCUGUAAAUACGUACCGCGCCGCCGCCGCCGCGUUCGACGGGAUUGUGUAAAAAGGAGGAAAGGAACAGGCAGACAUAUCGAGACGCGACUCAAUCGGUGCGACAUCGCGACCGAGCCGUAUAAGCCCAAGCAUAUGUAUAAUAAUACGACUGUAUGAUAGACACGUGCGCAGAUAUAUAAUAUAUAUGUAUAGGUAUAUAUAUAUGUUGUAUAAAAUAUUUAUAUAUACAUACGCGAAAAUGUGAAUAGUAGUUAGGGAAGAAACUAUGUAUAAACGUUCGUAGGUUACGUCGCGUUUAGGUUUAAUACGCUAAAAUCUCUAUAAUCGGCACGGCUCGCUCGCGAUUUCGCACGAUUUCUCAUUUUAGGCCCCUUUAUCUAUAUCUAUAUCUAUAUGUAUAUAUAUAUAUAUAUAUAUAUAUAUAUAUAUAUACAUAUAUAUAUAUAUAUCUUUAAAUCUCUUUCAAUCUCUCUCUCUUUCUCUCUCUCGCACAAUGCAGACGUAAACAGGGUAUUCGGGGGAUGGCCGGGCAGCUGGUGGUCGCGCGCGUUGCGCCGCGAUGUUCGAAAAAAUGGUGAUUCGUUUCGACGGAUCGGCAUUGUUCUCGCUGCCCAGUGGCUUUGUCAAAAAGACCGCUUUUGGCGGGCCGCGCACGGUGCGGGCGGACGAAAAAUCACCGAGCGAACGGACGCGGCCAUCGCGUCCCGGCCGGACUUCUCUAUUCUUCUUUCUAGUGAGAACUGAUCGCGAGAGAGACAUACAUACAUAUGUAUCCGUAGUUAGUUAGUUUGUUGGUUAGAGUUAGUUUAUCACGAGUCGCGUCUCGACUUAACGGCGUAAUCUUUCUACCGCGAACGAAGAAGCACGCGUGUCGCGAAACUUUGGUUGGAUGUAACCGCGCGCGCGAGAAGUCAUGUAUAUUUCCGACUCUGAAAUAUGUGUGUGUAUGUGUGUGUAUAUAUGCGAGUAUAUUUUUUCGAGGACGUAUAGAGAUAAAGAUAAUAUAUUUCCGGAAUAUGUGUAAAUAUCACACGUCGACGUUGUGCUUCUUCUACGGACAGAGAGAGUACGUGCUCAAUCCGAUCGCCGAUCUCGUUACCUUACACGCAACACACACCACUAUUACCCAUAUACACAUACAUACACACAUCCCAACACGUCCACACCCACACGUUAAACUUUCUCUUUCUGUUUUUCUCAUCCCUUCUCUUUCCACACACGAGAUAGGGUGAACGGAGAUCGCGCGUCGUUUCCAUCACGGCGAACUUUGCAGGUCCUACGUUUUAUGCAGGCGUUGCAAACUUUAAGAUGGGAACCGGUGCGCUUCUUUGCGAGAGGAAUGGCGCACGUUCCUCCGAGAUGGGCGAAGGGACCGUCGACAAGCGUUUUCGUCGCGCUGGUCGAGCAUCGAUCCCCGAAAUUCCUCGCCGCCCUUCUCGGACUUUGCUGCGUCGGCCUCCUCUCGCCGUGUAUCAUAUUAAGAUAAAUUAAUUCGAUACGCGCGCGCCUUUCUCUUCGUUCGAAGGCGCCGCGAGACGAAUAUACGUUCACUAAGAAAUGAUAGUUUAAUUUAACUUAAGAUUAUACAGAAGUGUGUCGUCCGGGGAGAUGUAUACUUAAAAGAAAAGUUAACAAGAAAUCGGAACUUUCUCACAUCCGUCGCGCAUCCCUUCGCGGAUCUGCGGCUGGACACGCAAGCAAUAACAGCAAGGCCUUGCGCGAAUAUUACUGAUGCCUACUGUUUCGAUACAGAGCAGAAACGCUUCAACUAUUAAUUGCAGUAUUACUAAAUGUAUACAGAUUAAGUAUAACGUACACGCAAGUACACGACACACAUACACAUGCGUUUAUAAUCACAUACAGACAUACAUACUUACACAUGCAAUGAGAAGACUUUGUAAAUAGUUAGAAUAUAAUUGGAUAUUAUAGACGCAAAAUCUAUUAAGGAUAAACAUCAAAUUUAUUUAUAGUAAAUUUUCCGAAAUAUCACAUAAA
Molecule: messenger RNA, 7318 nt
Organism: Odontomachus brunneus
Lineage: Eukaryota; Metazoa; Arthropoda; Insecta; Hymenoptera; Formicidae
Gene: Pdk1
Product: 3-phosphoinositide-dependent protein kinase 1
Exons: 5
Coding region: 912-2870 (652 amino acids)
Biological process (GO): intracellular signal transduction; peptidyl-serine phosphorylation
Molecular function (GO): protein serine/threonine kinase activity; ATP binding
Source: RefSeq, a predicted model, not a curated record